Messenger RNA from Vidua macroura (Pin-tailed whydah), 4404 nucleotides. It is a transcript of the gene ADRB2, whose product is annotated as adrenoceptor beta 2. The transcript has 2 exons. The record is from RefSeq and is a predicted model, not a curated record. NCBI's taxonomy places the organism in Eukaryota, Metazoa, Chordata, Aves, Passeriformes, Viduidae. The coding region runs from base 221 to 1429 and encodes 402 amino acids. Gene Ontology annotation, biological process: adenylate cyclase-activating adrenergic receptor signaling pathway; norepinephrine-epinephrine-mediated vasodilation involved in regulation of systemic arterial blood pressure; negative regulation of smooth muscle contraction. Gene Ontology annotation, molecular function: beta2-adrenergic receptor activity; norepinephrine binding. Gene Ontology annotation, cellular component: membrane.
UAACGGGCUGGGACACGGGCUGGGACACGGCCGGGACGGGACGGGAGCGGAGCGGAGCGGUGCCAGGUGCCCCAGCCGAGCGGCCCCGCGCCUGUCCCCGCGCCUGUCCCGCGCCUGUCCCGCACCUGUCCCGUAUGCGCGGCUCCCGGAGCGGCGCCGCGGCUGCGGAGCGCUGAGCGGAGCCGAGCCCCCCCCGCCGCCCCGGGGCUGUCGCCGGGCCAUGGCCGCGGCGGCGACAGAGCUGCCCGGCGGCAACGCCAGCGCCAACCAGAGCGCCGCCGACCCCACGGUGUCGCGGGACGUGUGGAUGGUGGGCAUGGGCAUCCUGAUGUCGGUGAUCGUGCUGGCCAUCGUCUUCGGGAACGUGCUGGUGAUCACGGCCAUCGCCCGCUUCCAGCGCCUGCAGACCGUCACCAACUACUUCAUCACCUCGCUGGCCUGUGCCGACCUGGUCAUGGGGCUGGCCGUGGUGCCCUUCGGCGCCUGCCACAUCAUCAUGGAGAUGUGGAAGUUUGGGAACUUCUGGUGCGAGUUCUGGACCUCUUUGGACGUGCUGUGCGUCACGGCCAGCAUCGAGACCCUGUGCGUCAUCGCCGUGGACCGGUACUUCGCCAUCACCUCCCCGUUCAAGUACCAGAGCCUGCUGACCAAGGGCAAGGCGCGCGUGGUCAUCCUGGUGGUGUGGGUGGUGUCGGGCCUGACCUCCUUCCUGCCCAUCCAGAUGCACUGGUACCGGGCAGACCACGAGGACGCCAUCCGCUGCUACCAGAACGAGAUGUGCUGCGACUUCUUCACCAACCAAGCCUACGCCAUCGCCUCCUCCAUCAUCUCCUUCUACCUGCCCCUCGUCGUCAUGGUCUUCGUGUACGCCAGGGUCUUCCAGGUGGCCAAGAAGCAGCUGCAGAAGAUAGACAGGAGCGAGGGGAGGUUUCACACCCAGAACAAGGAGCAGGAGCAGAAAGGGGGAGCCGGGCACCGCCGCUCCUCCAAGUUCUUCCUGAAGGAGCACAAGGCCCUCAAAACCCUGGGCAUCAUCAUGGGCACCUUCACGCUGUGCUGGCUGCCCUUCUUCAUCGUCAACAUCGUGCACGUCAUCCAGGACAACAUCAUUCCCAAGUACCUGUACAUCCUCUUGAACUGGCUGGGCUACAUCAACUCUGCCUUCAACCCCCUGAUCUACUGCCGGAGCCCCGACUUCAGGUACGCCUUCCAGGAGCUGCUGUGCCUGCGCAGGUCCGCGCUGAAGAUGUACGCCAACGGCUACUCCAACAGCAACGGCAGGAGCGACUACAACGAGGAGGACAACGGCUACCCCCUGGCCCCGGAUAAAACCUGCGACUUGCUCUGCGAGGAGGGCUCCUUCCCUCGCCCCGAGGACUUUUUGCACGGCAAAGAGAUCCCUGGAUGCCCAGGAGUGGUGGAGAGCUGAAUGACCCAACCUCUGUUCCUCGCCACCCUGAGCUCGUGAGGGCUCUGCAGAGAUGGAGUGGGAGCACGGCCUCGCUUCCCCGAGCCGGGGGGUGCUGUGGGAAGCGACUGCCUUGGCAAAGGUCCUCAUCCCAACCCAUCACCCACCAUGCAGCACCUCCAGGAGAAGCUGGGCAAGGACAACCAAGGGACCAGGAGAGGCUCUGAGAGCCUUGGAGGACACCGAGAAGCCACAGGAACUGAAGGAGGGGAUGUCCAAACCCUGACAAAGGUGCCGAGGGCUUUUUCCCCCUUGGAAAAGCCUUUCCCAAAGGGAGCACCACGUGUGGUCUCCAGCUGGUUUGGAAGAGGCACAGCCAGGUCUCAGGGCCAGGUCAGGAGCCCAGCAGGACGAGCUCGUGGCAGCCUGUCCAGGGGAUCCAGGUGAAACAGGAAUCUCUGCAAGACCAAGAGAGGGGAGCAUGGAAGAUUCCUUCGAUUCGUUCUGUGCUUGUUUCUCCUUCUGGUGUCUUCUCUGUCUACCUCUUCUCCUCUAGAGAGCACGGGGGGCCCUGACUGUCACAAAGGAGCAGAAAGAUUGGCACAGGACAGGAAUGUGGCCUUUGUUCUCUCCUUGCUCCAAAAAAAUCUCCAACUGUCCUGCCUGGACCUCAGCCAUUGGAAAGGCUGGGACCUGGCAAGUCUUUUCCUUGCAGGAAGUCACAUUUUAGCAGGACCAGCCACACUUGGGAGCCAAGAUUUCCUACCUGAGGCUCAGAACAUGACCAGAACAUCCAUCCCUCUCCUGCAGCUGUGGGAAGGAGCACACUGAGCUCCUGACUUUGGAUUGUGGAAAGUCAAUUAAGUCAUUAAGCGGAGAAAGAGAGGGAGGGACUUACGGCCUCAGGCAGAAAGCAGCAGGAAAAACUGGCUGAGAACCAUAAAAAACGUGCUGGACUGGCAGGUGGUGGCCCAGGUGCAGCUCUGUGGUCACUGAGCUGCUCCCAGAGCUGGGCAGGACGUGCUGGUACUGAACUGUGGGAGCCCCAUCUCAGACCUCCCCUCUCGGGCUUCCAGCUGCAGGACCUUUCCCUCCAGUGCAAUCCUAUUUAUUUAUUUAUUGUCUCGCUGCUUGAUGUGAAGCUGCUAAAGGAGCCCCCUCCCCACAAACAGCCAGGCCUGUGGGAGGGGCAGGACACAGGGACACCUCCCACCACACCAGGACAGACCUGCUGUGGUGGGCGGGUCGGACUCGGUGGUCUUCAAGGUUCCUUCCAAGCAAACCCACUCCGUGGUUCUGUAAGAUCUGGAAAGGAUGUCCCAUCCCUGGAAGUGUCCAGGGAUGGAGCCCUGAGCAGCCUGGGAUGGUGGGAGGUGACCCUGCCCACGGCAAGGGGUGGAAUUGGCUGAGCUUUAAGGUCCUUCCAUUCUAGGAUUCUGUGGAGAGGGCACACGAGGGAAGAGGGAAAGCUGAGACCAGGACUGUCCCUGGGGUGAGGAUGCAACGUGGAUCUUUCAAGGCAGAGCUUUGUUGGGAAGGACAGAGGCUGCAGGAGCUCAGCAGUGCCCCUCUAUCCUGACUCUCUCUGUGCAGGGCCAUGAGAGUUGCUCACCUGGGGGGCUCUCAGGUGCCCUGCUGCUCUCCCACAGCUUUCAGGAUGCCCUGAAAUCCCUUGGCACAGCUCCCACUGCCCUAGGAGAACACGAUUUCUCCCUUCCCUCUGAAGAGCCCUGCCAAGGCUUAGUCCAAAGCUGCUGAAGGGAGAUAUUUCCCAAAAAAAACCCAGUUCCUCAGAAGAUUCCUGGCUGGCUGCAGUCCCCUAUUCUGUACUGGAAACACAGUCCUGGGGUUGUUUGCAGCUUAGGGACGUGCUUGGGGUUGUGGCAGGUCUCUUUCUCCCCAGUCCCUGAUGUGCAAGAGCAGGUACAGGGAGAGAAGGGAUGAGCUCCAAUCCUUUGCCAGCCCAAAAGCAGGGACCUGCCUGGCAGAGCUGUCCAAAUCCACCUGCCUGCACCCCUUCGGGCUUGUUCAGGGAUUCCAUUCCCUGGUGGAUCUAUUUCUGAGCGCCCUGACCCCGGGGUUACCGUGCUGUCCCCUGGAAGGUGGCUCCGUGCUCCCCAGCAGGAGCUGCUGGGAGUUUUCCACCUGCGUUUUCUCCUGGAAACUUCAUUCCAUUUCCCCUCGUGCUGCUCCUCAAGCACCUGCUGUUCAUGUUCUCCUGCCACUUGACCAGGGCUCCUCUUCCCCUUCCAAGACCCUCCCUGGCCCCCUGAUUGCUGCCACUGCCUGUCCUGGCACAGGACGAGCCUGGUCAUUAAUGAGGAAUCCAACCCCAUCCCUGGAGCAGCCUCUGGCAGUGCCCAGCUGCUGCUCCCUCCCUCAUUUGGGGUGCAGGGAAGGGGCAAACGGAGCCAAAACGGAUCAGUGUUGGCACUGAGCACUCGUAUCCCAAAAUAUCAGGAAGAAAUCCUUCCCUGUGAGGGUGGUGAGGCCCUGGAAUGGAUUUCCCAGAAAAGCUGUGGCUGCCCCAUCCCUGGAAGUGUCCAAGACCAGGUUGGGAAAGGACUUGGAGCCACCUGGGAUAGUGGAAGGUGUCCCUGCCGUGGCAGGGUGGGAAUUAAAUGAUCUUUAAUGAACUAAAUGACCUUUAAUGAAUUAAAUGAUCUCUAAUGUCCCUCCCAACCCAAACCCUCUGUGAUCCCGUGGGGAGCAGUCCCUGGUAGGGACAAGUGCACAACCUGGGCCCAGCUCAGCAAAGCCCAGCCUGAGCUCCGGCAGUGGGGAUGCUCCAGUAGCCCUGUGGAGAUGGGCUGGGAACGUGUGGGGAAUGGGGAACUGUGCUCUGCCCUGCCUGGGAAUCCCAGCCCUGGGCUGGAGCUGCCGGGAGCUGGGGGCACGCGGGGAGCGGGCCUGGGGAGCUCUGGGUGCAGCUGAAGCACCACGGGGAGGGUCACAGCUCUGCUCUUGUCAAAGAACAAAUCGUUCCGGCAAAUAAA